UUUAUCCUCGCUGGUCUCCCUUCUCUGCAGCUGUUUCCACAACUAUCCAGAUGGGAUAUUACCUACCGGAGCUGAACAGCAAAUAAAUGGAUCUGGAAACUUGUUUCACAGUAAGAAGCAAGAGAUUAUUGGAAAAUAUCAUACCAGCCAAGUUCUCAAUAUGUCAAGGCAGUUGUUAGAUGAAGGGCAUGAGGAUCCAGCAGAAUAUCACACAGGAGGUUACCAUCCAGUGAAAUUAGGGGAUAUCUUUAAUGGAAGGUAUCAAGUGGUGAGAAAGCUAGGCUGGGGCUAUUAUUCAACAGUGUGGCUUUGCCAGGAUCUGCUAAAAAAUAAAUUUGUGGCAGUAAAAGUGGCGAAGAGUGCAAGGGGGUUUUCAGAGGCAGCUCAGGAUGAGAUCAGGCUCCUGAAAUGUGUGAGAUGGAAAUGCUCAAAGGACCCAGGCAAAGAGCGAAUUGUCCAGCUACUGGAUGAUUUUAUAAUAGUCGGUUCGAAUGGUGUUCAUGUGUGCCUGGUUCUUGAACUGCUUGGAGAUCACCUUCAUCGAUGGAUUCUCAAGUCAAAGCUGCAGGGGCUGCCCAUGACUUGUGUCAAAAAGAUUAUCCAACAGGUACUUCAAGGUCUCGAUUAUCUGCAUACAAAAUGCAAAAUCCUGCACACAGAUAUCAAACCAGAGAAUAUCCUUUUGUGUGUCAAUGAACAAUACCUCAGUCGAUUGGCAGCUUCUGUACAAAAGGAAGUGGGGGAAGCAACUCUGAGAUUAUCAGAGGUAUCGCAAGCAAGACAAUCACUUGUAAACCCUUUGGAUCCUACACAUGCUGAAGAAAUAGGCGUGAAAAUUGUGGACCUGGGCAGUGGCUGCUGGAUGUUUAAGCAUGUUUCAGAGGAAAUCCAGACCAGACAGUAUCGAGCACUGGAGACCAUCCUUGGAACUGGCUAUGGGUCUCCUGCUGACAUGUGGAGCACAGCCUGUAUGGCAUUUGAACUUGCAACUGGCGAGUACCUAUUUGACCCUCGACCUGGAAAGACCUUCACUCAAGAUGAGGAUCAUGUUGCACAUAUUAUUGAACUGUUGGGGAGAAUCCCAUUGAAUUGUGCAUUAUCUGGAAAGUACUCCAAAGAAUUUUUCAACCUGAAAGGUGAGCUACGUCAUAUCAAGACAUUAAGGCACUGGGGAUUGUACGAUGUACUUGUAGAGAAAUAUGAGUUCCCCUUGGCAGAUGCAGCUAUAUUUUCAGAUUUUCUCCAUCAAAUGCUCAGGUUUAUACCAGAAGAACGGGCAACUGCAGCAGAAUGCCUUCAACAUCCAUGGCUGACCAUUUAGUUCCCUGAAAACUUUCUUCCUAUGACUUGCUGAAACGGAGGUAUAACUUUCUACUGGGUAAUGGAAGUUGCUGGAUAAUUGAGGAUCUGCAGCAUUUAGUCCACUGUGUUUUGCACAAAAA
Hemiscyllium ocellatum (epaulette shark) is the source of this 1442-nucleotide messenger RNA. Its product is annotated as SRSF protein kinase 3-like. Gene Ontology annotation, biological process: protein phosphorylation; regulation of mRNA processing; spliceosomal complex assembly. The transcript is spliced from 13 exons. The coding region runs from base 161 to 1321 and encodes 386 amino acids. Lineage: Eukaryota; Metazoa; Chordata; Chondrichthyes; Orectolobiformes; Hemiscylliidae. Gene Ontology annotation, molecular function: ATP binding; protein kinase activity. The record is from RefSeq and is a predicted model, not a curated record.